CUUACUCUAAUUGCAUCAGUAAAUGGCAACCAGUGCAUCAAUGGAGACCAAAAUUACUCUCCUCGUUGCUGUUUUGCUCGCUUUUGCUGCGUCGCCUUCGCGCGCUAGCCUCUCGUUCAACUUCUACGCUACAUCGUGUCCCGCUGCGGAGUUCAUCGUUAGCAACACGGUCAGAUCAGCUUCCUCUUCUGAUCCAACCAUCCCUGGGAAACUACUGCGCCUGUUGUUCCACGACUGCUUCGUCGAGGGUUGUGAUGCAUCAGUACUAUUACAAGGAAACGGAACCGAGCGAAGCGAUCCGGCAAAUACCUCACUCGGAGGAUUCUCGGUUAUCGAUUCGGCUAAAAGGGAACUCGAAAUCUUCUGCCCCGGAGCAGUUUCUUGUGCCGAUAUCGUUGCAUUGGCUGCAAGAGAUGCUGUUGUUAUGCCGGGCGGACCUGCAUUUCCGAUUCCGACUGGAAGAAGAGACGGAAGAAUAUCGAAUGCUGCAAACGUCAGACCAAACAUUGCAGAUACAAGUUUCACCAUGAAUGAGAUGAUCAAACUCUUCAAAUCUAAGGGCUUAUCUCUAGACGACCUUGUAACUCUGUCAGGUGCUCAUACUAUAGGAUCAGCACAUUGUAACGCAUUCAGCGAUCGAUUUCGAAUGAACUCAAAGGGAAAGCUAACCCUGAUCGACAAAUCACUAGACAGUAGCUAUGCAGAAGAUCUUAUGAAGAAGUGUCCAUUGGGUUCGAGCGCAUCGAAAACCGUCGACAAUGAUCCGGAGACGUCGUUCGCAUUCGAUAAUCAGUAUUACAGCAAUCUAGUGGCUCACAAGGGGUUGUUUCAGUCGGACUCUGUUCUUUUAGAGGAUGGAAGAACCAGGGCGAAAGUAGAAGCUUUUGCAACUGAUCAAGAAAGCUUUUUCCGGAGCUGGGGGGAGUCGUUCUUGAAGCUCACUGCCGUUAGAGUGAAAACGGACGAUGAAGGGGAAAUCCGACGGUCUUGUUCAUUUGCUAAUUAGAGGUAUAUAUGUGUGUGUGUGAUUCUUGUCUUCCUUGUGUAGCUUGAAAUAAUGUCUAUGUUACAUAUGACUUACGGGU
This is a messenger RNA of Hibiscus syriacus, 1085 nucleotides long. Its product is annotated as peroxidase 18-like. The transcript has 4 exons. The record is from RefSeq and is a predicted model, not a curated record. Bases 23 to 1006 code for a protein of 327 amino acids. NCBI's taxonomy places the organism in Eukaryota, Viridiplantae, Streptophyta, Magnoliopsida, Malvales, Malvaceae. Gene Ontology annotation, molecular function: heme binding; peroxidase activity. Gene Ontology annotation, biological process: hydrogen peroxide catabolic process; response to oxidative stress.